AUGGAGCAGCAUAAUGGCACAGUGACGGAGUUCAUCCUGUUGGGAUUCACAACAGACCCCAGGAUGCAGCAAAUCCUGUUUGUGUUGUUCCUUAUUGUGUAUGCGUUGACACUGAUGGGAAACACCACUCUCAUAGUGUUGAUCUGCAAUGACUCCCGCCUCCACACACCCAUGUAUUUCUUCAUUGGAAAUCUGUCUUUUCUCGAUCUUGGAUUAUCUUCUGUCUAUACUCCAAAGAUCAUGAUAACCUGCAUCUCUGAGGACAAGAGCAUCUCUUUUGCAGGCUGUGUGGCUCAGUUCUUCUUCUCUGCUGCACUGGACUACACUGAGUGUUACUUGCUGGCUGUCAUGGCUUAUGACCGCUACAUGGCCAUCUCAAAGCCCCUGCUGUAUGCUCAGGCCAUGCCCCUAAAGCUAUGUGCAUUUUUUGUAGGAUCUUCAUAUGUAGGCGGUUUCACUAACUCUGUUAUCAUUACCAAAGACACUUUUGCCUUGAACUUCUGCAGUGACAAUGUAAUUGAUGACUUUUUCUGUGAUAUCCCACCCCUAGUGAAGCUGGCCUGUGGCAAGAAAGUAGGCUCCCAGUCUGUGCUGUUCUUUCUUUUGGCCUCCAAUGUCAUUAUCCCAAUUUUGUUCAUCCUUGCUUCCUACCUCUUCAUCAUUGCUACCAUCCUGAGGAUUCGAUCCACCCAGGGCCGCCUCAAGGCCUUCUCCACCUGUUCCUCCCACCUGGUCUCUGUCACCUUGUACUAUGGCUCCAUUCUCUACAUCUACUCUCGUCCCCCGUCCAGCUAUUCUUUGGAUACAGACAAAAUUGUUUCAACAUUUUACACAGUGGUUUUCCCCAUGUUGAAUCCUUUGAUCUAUAGCCUGAGGAAUAAGGACGUGAAAGACGCUCUGAAUAAACUUUUGAAGUAA
Jaculus jaculus (lesser Egyptian jerboa) is the source of this 918-nucleotide messenger RNA. RefSeq names its product olfactory receptor 1013. The transcript has a single exon. Gene Ontology annotation, biological process: G protein-coupled receptor signaling pathway; sensory perception of smell. The record is from RefSeq and is a predicted model, not a curated record. NCBI's taxonomy places the organism in Eukaryota, Metazoa, Chordata, Mammalia, Rodentia, Dipodidae. The coding region runs from base 1 to 918 and encodes 305 amino acids. Gene Ontology annotation, cellular component: membrane. Gene Ontology annotation, molecular function: odorant binding; olfactory receptor activity; G protein-coupled receptor activity.